AUGCAGAUUCUUGGCCUCCAAACCGCAGCUCUUCACUCUGAUUCAUAUAAAUACGCACGCCAGGGCACCAAAGCCCCUGAUCUGUCUAAACUUGCCACAACCCUAUUCCUUUUGGCUAAACGAAGCAGGCAGGCUCACGCAGCCAAAUAUAUUCUUAAAUUCGUGGCUGGAUCUCUAACUGCCUCCCAGGACCCCGGGGGUUUGGGCGGUUCAGGAAGGCGGGUUGACUUCAAUGUUCCAAUGAAGGAUUACAAAAUAACCAACAAUCAAAGAAUCAAGGCGGCUGUUCCUACCAUCAAGCACUGCUUGGAUCAUGGAGCCAAGUCAGUGGUUUUGAUGAGUCACCUGGGUCGCCCGGAUGGUGUUCCCAUGCCUGAAAAGUUCUCCUUGGCCCCAGUAGCUGUGGAGCUUAAAGCACUCAUGGGCAGGGAGGUCUUAUUCCUGAAGGAUUGUGUUGGUCCUGAGGUGGAGAAGGCCUGUGCUAAUCCUGCAGCUGGCUCCAUCAUCCUGCUAGAGAACCUCCGAUUCCAUGUAGAAGAAGAAGGGAAAGGGAAGGAUGCUUCAGGGAACAAGAUCAAGGCUGAUUCUGCAAAAGUGGAGGCUUUCAGAGCCUCUCUUUCUAAACUGGGAGAUGUCUAUGUCAAUGAUGCUUUUGGAACUGCCCACCGAGCUCACAGCUCCAUGGUAGGUGUCAAUCUGCCUCAGAAGGCUGCUGGCUUCCUGAUGAAGAAAGAACUGGAUUAUUUUGCUAAGGCCCUAGAGAGUCCGGAGAGACCCUUCUUAGCAAUUCUUGGAGGAGCCAAAGUUCAGGAUAAGAUCCAGCUGAUCAGUAACAUGUUGGAUAAGGUCAAUGAGAUGAUCAUUGGUGGUGGAAUGGCGUUCACCUUCCUCAAAGUGAUCAAUAACAUGGAGAUUGGCAACUCUCUGUUUGAUGAAGAGGGAUCAAAAAUUGUCAAGGACCUGAUGGCCAAGGCAGAGAAGAACGGUGUGAAGAUUACUCUGCCUGUUGACUUCAUCACUGCAGACAAAUUUGAUGAGCAUGCACAGCCUGGGGAAGCCACGGUGGCUUCAGGCAUUCCUGCUGGCUGGAUGGGCUUGGACUGCGGUCCUGAAAGUGUGAAGAAGUUUGUUGAAGUUGUGGGAAGGGCCAAGCAAAUUGUGUGGAAUGGUCCGGUUGGUGUCUUUGAGUGGGACAAGUUUGCCAAAGGAACCAAAACCCUGAUGGACAAAGUGGUAGAAGUAACAGGAAAGGGCAGCAUCACCAUUAUUGGUGGUGGAGAUACAGCUACUUGCUGUGCGAAGUGGAACACUGAGGAUAAAGUUAGCCAUGUCAGCACGGGAGGUGGCGCCAGCCUGGAACUGCUAGAGGGUAAGGUUCUUCCUGGUGUGGAUGCCUUGAGCAACGUGUAGAGAACAGAGUAUCGCCCCACUUCCUGGUCCUGUGCACCCCUGAGAAUCAACACUUCAGCGCUUCUGUAUUUCAGCUCUGCAAUAGGCAGAUCACAGAAUGUAAACCGAAACUGAACAGGGUUUGAGGAGAAAACAGCAGAGAUAUUUUACGACUGCAGUUUACAUGAUGUGGAUUUGUCCACUCUUACCCCACUUGAAUUAACAUAGUGAGUUUAAACUGUUGUUGUGAAUUUAGAGUGUAUAUAUUUAUAUUUUGCCUUUUCAAAGAGAUUAAUCCCUGUUAGACAUGUCUGUUUCUCAGAAAGGAGUGCACUGUUUAGCUUCAAUGUUCUUAGCAGGCAUUUUCAUCACUUGACACGGUUCAGAAACAAGAGGGGACUCCAGUUUUUUGGAGGCUGAUUGUAAUAGCUGCUGAAUAAACAUAUUUAAAGUGCUC
Molecule: messenger RNA, 1846 nt
Organism: Aptenodytes forsteri (emperor penguin)
Lineage: Eukaryota; Metazoa; Chordata; Aves; Sphenisciformes; Spheniscidae
Gene: PGK1
Product: phosphoglycerate kinase 1
Exons: 12
Coding region: 1-1410 (469 amino acids)
Biological process (GO): gluconeogenesis; glycolytic process
Cellular component (GO): cytosol
Molecular function (GO): ATP binding; ADP binding; phosphoglycerate kinase activity
Source: RefSeq, a predicted model, not a curated record